AUUAUUCUGAUUCUGAAAAUGAAACAGAAUUAACUACUUUAUUGGAUAAAGAAUUAUCUGAUUUUGAAGAUUAUAAUAUUCCUUCAAAUAGGUUAAGUGAAUUUGAGUUUGUAGAUAGUUCUGAUAAUUAUAUUGAGGAUAAGAUCUAUGAUGAAUUGAAAUUAGAAGUUAAAAAAUUUUUUGAAAAAGAAAAAUGCUCCUGCCGUUCUAAACAACCUUGUUUUAACCAAAUUGGCUAUGAUCAAUUUCUUGCACGUCAAGUUGAAUUUGAAAGUUUAGAUAAAAAAAUAUGA
Messenger RNA from Scutellospora calospora, 293 nucleotides. NCBI's taxonomy places the organism in Eukaryota, Fungi, Glomeromycota, Glomeromycetes, Diversisporales, Gigasporaceae. The record is from the annotation of a GenBank genome assembly.